AUGACCGUUGCCACACAGAAGUUUUACUAUCAACCCAGCAUCGAGGCCAACAAACAGAAAUUACAACAUGUACAUGAUGUUGCAUCAUUAGCAUUGGGAGUUGGUUCAGGAAUAUUGACAUUAGAAUCUAUGAAUGGAUUUAUAUUUUAUUUGAUAGGAAUAACAGUCACUAAUUUAUUAUUUUACAUAAUAUGUGGCGAAGGCAGGCCAUCAAAAUAUUUCAAGAAUCCUUUGCAAGAGGUGUUUAUAAGUGGGGUUUUUAGUAAUAUACCUGGCUUCAUUAUGAUGUGGUGUUUAGUUUAUGCUUUGGUAAAGUCAAGUUCAUGA
Candida albicans SC5314 is the source of this 327-nucleotide messenger RNA. RefSeq lists its product as uncharacterized. Bases 1 to 327 code for a protein of 108 amino acids. NCBI's taxonomy places the organism in Eukaryota, Fungi, Ascomycota, Pichiomycetes, Serinales, Debaryomycetaceae. Gene Ontology annotation, biological process: protein folding in endoplasmic reticulum; autophagosome assembly. The transcript has a single exon. Gene Ontology annotation, cellular component: membrane; endoplasmic reticulum; EMC complex. The record is from RefSeq and is a predicted model, not a curated record.